Gadus chalcogrammus (walleye pollock) is the source of this 3873-nucleotide messenger RNA. Its product is annotated as NLR family CARD domain-containing protein 3-like. The transcript is spliced from 6 exons. Bases 27 to 2462 code for a protein of 811 amino acids. The record is from RefSeq and is a predicted model, not a curated record. Lineage: Eukaryota; Metazoa; Chordata; Actinopteri; Gadiformes; Gadidae.
ACUCCCCUGGACCCAGCUGUGUCUCCAUGAAGAGUGACAUCUCUAUGGACUAUCCUCAUAACUUUAAAGAUGGAAAUCAGUCUAUUGAGAAGAGAAGAGUGCAGCAGGAGAGAGCAGACUCCCCUGGACCCAGCUGUGUCUCCAUGAAGAGUGACUGGUCUAUGGAUAAUCCUCGGAACUUUAAAGAUGGAAAUCAGUCUAUUGAGAAGAGAAGAGUGCUGCAGGAGAGAACAGACUCCCCUGGACCCAGCUGUGUCUCCAUGAAGAGUGACAUCUCUAUGGACUAUCCUCAUAACUUUAAAGAUGGAAAUCAGUCUAUUGAGAAGAGGCGAUCCCAGGAGAGGUCAAAGGUUUCCAGUGCUCAAUCUGUACUGCAGAAUCAAACAGAGUUGAUCAAGAGGGCUGAGGAGAACGCACAUACUUUUCUAGACAAGGAGCUGAAGAAGCUCUGGAGGGAUCUCUUCUCUGAUUACCCACAAUGCUCAGAGAGUCGGAGGGAAGAGGAGGAGGAGGAUGGUAAGAAUGAGGAGCAGAGGAGGCGCGCCAUAGAGGGAGUGGUAGACAUCACAAAGCUCUGCCUGAUGGAGAUGAACCAGGAGGAACUGGCCGACAUGCUGUGGAGUGGAGCUGUUGCUGCCCAGUACCAACAUAAACUCAAGUCUCAUCUGAAGAAGAAGUUCCAGUGUGUGCUUGAGGGAAUCGCAAAAGCAGGAGAGCAAAGACCUCUGAAUGAGAUCUACACAGAGCUCUUGAUCACAGAGAGAGGCAGUGGAGAGGUCAACAAGGAACAUGAGGUCAGACUGAUUGAAAAGGCUUCCAGGAAGCCAGCCUAUGAGGAAACACCAAUUAGAUGUGAAGACAUAUUUAAACCCUUACCUGGACAAGAUAAACCAAUCAGAACAAUAAUGACAACCGGAGUGGCUGGCAUUGGUAAAACCGUCUUAACACACAAGUUCACUCUGGACUGGGCUGAAGGCAAAGCCAACCGAGACAUAGACUUCACAUUUCUCCUCACUUUCAGAGAGCUGAAUUUACUGAAAGGGAAAGAGUUUAGCUUAGUGGAACUUCUGCAUCAGUUUUCUGUUGAAACCAAAGAAUCAGGAAUCUACAGAUACGACCAUGACCAAGUAGUCUUCAUCUUGGAUGGUCUGGAUGAGUGUCGACUUACUCUGGACUUCCAGAACAACCCGAUCUGGACUGAUAUCACAGAGCCGACCUCAGUCGACGUGCUGCUGACAAACAUCAUCAGGGGAGUCCUGCUUCCCUCUGCUCACAUCUGGAUAACCACACGCCCUGCGGCAGCCAAUCAGAUCCCUGCUGAGUGUGUUGACAUGGUGACAGAGGUGAGAGGGUUCAAUGACGCACAGAAGGAGGAGUACUUCAGGAAGAGAUUCAGAGAGGGGACACUGGCAAGCAAUAUCAUCUCUCACAUCAAGAAAUCUCGAAGCCUCCACAUCAUGUGUCACAUCCCAGUCUUCUGUUGGAUCACUGCUACAGUUCUGGAGGACUUCUUCAAAACAUCCCAGAGAGGAGAAGAGGUGCCCAGGACCGUGACUCAGAUGUACAGCCACUUCCUGAGGGUUCAGUCCAUACAGGGGGACAGGAAGUAUCAUGGGAGAACUAAAACUGAUCCACACUGGAGUUCGGAGAGCAGGGAGAUCAUUGUUUCUCUGGGGAAACUGGCUUUUAACCAGCUGGAGAAAGGUCAGCUGAUUUUCUACGAGGCAGACUUGGCAGAGUGUGGCAUCGAUAUCAGAGCAGCCUCGGUGUACUCAGGAGUGUUCACCCAGAUCUUUAAAGAGGAGUGUGGGCUGUACCAGGAUAGGGUGUUCUGCUUUGUCCAUCUGAGCAUCCAGGAGUUUCUGGCUGCCCUUUAUGUCUUUCUGUGCUACAUCAACACUGGUGUCAAUCUGAUCUCAGAAGAACAGCCAACCUCCAGGGAAGAGGAACUCCUCCUCUACAAGAGUGCUGUGAACAAGACCUUACAGAGUGAGAACGGACACCUGGACUUGUUUCUCCGCUUCCUCCUGGGCCUCUCUCUAGAGACCAAUCAGAUGCUGCUACAAGGUCUUCUGGGACCAGGAGCAAAUACAUUACUGGGCAAUCAAAUUAAAAAAGUCCUGCCGGGACUGACAGGAAGAGGGUCACGGAGCAAUACCCAAAUCGUCCAUUACAUCAAGCAGAAGAUAGGUGGAGAUCUCUCUCAAGAGGGAAGCAUCAAUCUGUUCCACUGUCUGAAUGAGCUGAACGACCGUUCUCUAGUGGAGGAGAUCCAACAGUACCUGACAUUAGGAAGUAUCUCCAGAGAAUCUCUCUCCUCUGCUCAGUGGUCAGCUCUGGUCUUCAUCGUACUGACAUCAGAAGAGGAGCUGGACGUGUUUUACCUGAAGAAAUACUCUGCUUUUGACGAGGCUCUACUGGGGCUGCUGCCAUUGGUCAAAGCCUCCAAAACAUCUCUGUAGGUUCACUCAUAACAUGUAUUACAAUACGCACAACAAAAUAUACAUAAUACUAGACUAUUAAAGUUCAAAUAACCUCUAAAACGUAUCUGUAGGCACACUUAUAUUAUGUUUUACGAUACACACAAAACAAUAUACAUACUAAUAUAAAAGUAAUAUUAUGAUGACAAAACAACUGUUAAAAGGGUGCCAAGCACAAAGUGCGACGGCAACCUAUUGUAAUUCAUAGUUUCAUUAUUAUUAUUAUUCCGCCAUGUUUUACUUACACAGCCUAAACCACUCGCACGCUUUUUAUGAAACUUACUUUGGCUUUAGAGGCUGACUCAAGUUUGAAAGAGAGCAAAUAAUACACUGAUUGGCCUAAAGGUGGCGCCAUAGCAACAGUCCAAAAAUGCAAACUUUGAACAAACAUAUCUCAUAACCGCUUCGACGAAAAGUCAUGAAACUUUGUUAACACAAGCAUAUCCCCAUGCAGAACAAAUAUAACUCAAGAACCUAUGACUUUAUUUUGAUACAUUUAUGAAUAUCUUGAACUUUGUUAAAAACACUCAGUUCCCUAAGGAUCCUAGGUUUUUAGACAUAGACAAACCUUUAGCCCAGCAGUUUUGAACAGGUGAGGCGCGCAUCCCCUGGGGGGCGCCAAAGAGCCACAGGGGAGGCGAGACACGCAACACGCAAAGCAAAAAUACACAUCUGUAUGAAGCUCUAUUGAUUGUCCCAAAUCACCAGAAGUCAGCAUUAAGGGAGGAGACGGGACCCAGCAAAAAUCGUAGGAAAUAUGAUCCUGAAUGCGUUUCUGGUUUUCUGUGGAGAGCGAGUUCCCCCAGAUCUCCACAAAGGCUAUGAAAGUCCUAAUCCCCUUCACCUCCACCUAUUUAUGUGAGUGUGGGUUUCCCGCACUGACCCUUAUUAAAAACAAAUAUAGAUCAGGCUGCAGGUGGUGGGACAUAUUGUAAGUUGUUUAAAUCUGAGGAUUUAUGUGGCUGAAAUCGUUAACAAAUUUGAUGAAAAUAUGUGAUUCUGUUCGAUCUCAUAACAUUCCGUUGUCGUUCAUUGAUCAGAGAGCUGUCCAUUGUGCUGAUUUUUUUCGAUCCAUCUCCUUCAAAAGUGCCCUUAAGGCCCAGACACACAGCGCCGAUUUCAGCCGUCGGGUGUCGUCGGUAGCUUUGUUUUAUUGACUUGUGGAUAGGCCUACUGUUGAUUGAUAAAAGUAGCCUCAUUUAGGCCUGCAUGAAGUUGGAAAUUAUUUGCUUUUGCAAAGAAUCGUUUAUGAAUGCACUUUUAAAAAAGUUGUGGCAAUAAAAUUUCUUCAAAUACAAUACCUAUUAAAAAAUAUUUACCUUUGAUUAGUUAUUGAAAGUCAUCAUUGCCUGGAACACACAAAAGAUGGCAAUAACUGAAGAGGCGUGUGUUA